AAUGCCCGUUGCCGUUGAAUCUUCACCCACCAACCACCAAAGCCACCUUCCAUUUCCAUGAUUUUCUUCUCUCACCCUUUUUCUUAAUUGUUAAUGCUUCUUUCUCUUUGCUAGAUUCCUAUUGUCACAAUUCAGUUUUAUUCUCUCUCUCUCUCUAAUGGAGGCUAAGCUUUUAAGAGCUACCUUCUCAGUGCCUUCAAGACCCACUUGUGCUUUUGAUCUCACAAAUCGUAGGGCUUCAUUCUCCUUCAACCCCACUUCAGCUUUUGCCAAAAGAUGCAAUCUUUCUGUUCCGGCACAUUCGGCUUCCAUUGGAUCAGUGUCAGCAAAGAAAAGGAUUGAUGGGAGUGAAAACCUGACCCUUGAUCAUAUCAGACAUUCUUUAAUUCGUCAAGAGGAUAGCAUAAUCUUUAGCCUCUUGGAGCGAGCACAAUACUGUUACAAUGAAGAUACAUAUGACCCUGAUGCUUUCUCCAUGGAUGGAUUUCAUGGAUCGUUGGUAGAAUACAUGCUCAGAGAAACUGAGAGGCUUCAUGCCAAGGUGGGUAGAUACAAGAGCCCUGAUGAGCAUCCAUUCUUUCCUGAUGGCCUACCUGAGCCAUUGUUACCGCCUCUGCAAUACCCUCAGGUAUUGCACCCUAUUGCUGAUACAAUUAAUAUAAAUGAUAAAGUUUGGGGCGUAUACUUCAGAGUUCUUAUCCCACAAUUAGUAAAGGAAGGAGAUGAUGGUAAUUGUGGAUCCAGUGCUGUGUGUGAUACAAUUUGCUUGCAGACUCUCUCGAAGAGGACCCAUUAUGGCAAAUAUGUAGCUGAAGCAAAAUUUCAAGCUUCUCCAGAUGCAUAUAAAGAUGCCAUUUUAGCACAGGACAAGGAUAGGUUGAUGGAUAUGCUAACAUAUCCUGAAGUUGAAGAAGCAAUUAAAAGGAGAGUAGAGAUGAAGGCCAAGACUUUUGGGCAAGAAGUGGUUAUAAAUAUGAAGGAACAUCGAACUGAACCAGUGUACAAAAUAAAUCCAAGCUUGGUAGCUGAUCUAUAUGGUGACUGGAUCAUGCCAUUGACAAAGGAAGUUCAAGUUGCUUAUUUAUUAAGGAGGCUGGACUGAACAUAAUACGUACCUUUUUAAUUACAAUGUUCAUAUAGUAUUUGUCUUUUCUAAGUAAUAAUACUUGUAAUGAAUGUCGCUGAUUGGGUAACUAUCUUUGAAUUGUGACUAUAAAUUCUACCUUUUGUAAUUAACAUAUGGAGGAAGUUGAUAUUGUAUUCUUAUAUAGUG
Gastrolobium bilobum is the source of this 1273-nucleotide messenger RNA. RefSeq names its product chorismate mutase 1, chloroplastic. Lineage: Eukaryota; Viridiplantae; Streptophyta; Magnoliopsida; Fabales; Fabaceae. Gene Ontology annotation, molecular function: chorismate mutase activity. Gene Ontology annotation, cellular component: cytoplasm. The record is from RefSeq and is a predicted model, not a curated record. The coding region runs from base 158 to 1102 and encodes 314 amino acids. Gene Ontology annotation, biological process: aromatic amino acid biosynthetic process; chorismate metabolic process. The transcript is spliced from 6 exons.